This is a messenger RNA of Komagataella phaffii GS115, 291 nucleotides long. Its product is annotated as Protein involved in mRNA export coupled transcription activation. Gene Ontology annotation, biological process: regulation of transcription by RNA polymerase II; positive regulation of DNA-templated transcription; poly(A)+ mRNA export from nucleus. Gene Ontology annotation, cellular component: DUBm complex; SAGA complex; nuclear pore. Gene Ontology annotation, molecular function: transcription coactivator activity; chromatin binding. The coding region runs from base 1 to 291 and encodes 96 amino acids. The transcript has a single exon. The record is from RefSeq and is a predicted model, not a curated record. Lineage: Eukaryota; Fungi; Ascomycota; Pichiomycetes; Pichiales; Pichiaceae.
AUGACAAACUCAGACGUACAGCAUCUGAAGCAACAAAUUCAAGAUGUUCUGGUCGAAUCUGGAAAAUAUGAUGAACUUUCAAAUUUUCUGAGGUCAAAAUUAUACCAGGUGGGUUGGACUGACGAAAUUAAUAGAUUGACCCAAUCGAUUGUAACCAACGAGGCAAAGCCAACUUUCAGCAAUGUAAUUGAAAGAAUAGAACCUAAAGCGAUGGAUAUUGUUCCAGAACAUAUUAAGACCGAGAUACUAGCCAAAAUUGAAGAAUUCCUUAAAGAUGUCGUACCUAAGUAA